CUACGGCCGCAGCGCCAUUCCUCCCGGCCCUCCCGACCAACGUCUUGCCUGAACCAAAGGCCGAUCAUUUGUUGUUGCAACCCUGUGCUUCCACGGCUGUGCCCACCAUCUUGUGCAAAAACUCCCAGGCCGUCGGCUGUUGAUCGAACCUCACCCGCCUCGUUCCUGCGGAGAUACUUGCACGGCGUUCGUUGGACUAGACCCUGCCGAGCGUACGUCUUAAGGUCGUUGGCUGACGCUUCCAUUUGCCAACAUAGCCACCAUCCUUUCGUCCAUUUCGCUCUAUCGCUCUCUUCUCCCAUUCUGUUGCUGUACCAUAUUUCUUUUUUGCAAACUGAAGCGUGAGACCGGAAUCAUGCCCAUCAGGAACUUUUAUCCCUUCAAGAAGGCGCAGACGGCCCAGGAUCUCUAUGAGCAAAACAACAACAUCCGAACUUCCGCAGAUAAGGGUUUCAAAGAUGCAAACGUCAAAGGCUCGAAGCCGAUCGAAAUCGGCGACCAGGCGGAAUAUAAAUUGAGCGAGAUCAAUGACAGUGGAGUUUUUCUUCCCCCCUCCCCGUCUGCAAAGGAAAAACCUGCCUUCUUCAGCCGCACGUCUACCUCGACCACACGUUCGCACCGCAGCUUACUUUCCGACAACGAGCCGUUCAACAUCUCACGAGAGUCUUUUGAUUCGUACAGGCGAUCAUUCGAUAUUUCCGCCAGGUCGCCAGUUUCCGCCUAUGAGCCCCCGCUACGGCAGUCGUUGGACUCGCGCCGAAACUUGAAUGCUUACAGCCCCCGUCCAUCCUUUCAAGAUCGCGAGAGGGCGUCAUUUCAGCAGUCGCGCGACACGCCCGAGGACCGCUUCGAAGACGUAGGUUUGAACGACGAGCCAAAACAGCAGAAGAAGCGCGGCUUGUUCAGCAGGUUUGGAGAGGACAGAACGGAGCCCGUGACUAGCGAGGCUAAGCCCGCUACAGCGGGCACCCGUUUCCUUUCCGGCAUAACUGGUGGCCGGAAACGCGGACAGAGUGGGACGGGUAGCGAGCUUGCAAACAUGCCGCACGCCGUUUCCGUGGAAGCGAAUUGAAGCCUUUUUUCCUUUUUGAUAAUCUUUUAUGUUCCCCUUAUACAUCAUGUUUACGACAAGAGUACACGGAAGGAUUGAAAAUGAUGGGAAUACCAUUACUACCUCGGUUACGGACUACAAGGUGGAGAUUCGCUGCAUAUGAUUUGACGUGCCCACACGCUCUGGCACGCAAGGUCUUUCGCUCUCAUAUAAGAGUAGUGCGAAUGAGACUUAUCUGGCAUCAUGAUAGCCAGGAUUGUAAUAAUAAUAAUCAGAGCAAUGAAUUAAAUUUUAUGCAGGCAAAAUGCUGCGACUUGUACACAGCGCCAAUGGAUUAUCGGAUGGGC
This is a messenger RNA of Verruconis gallopava, 1398 nucleotides long. RefSeq lists its product as uncharacterized. The transcript is spliced from 4 exons. NCBI's taxonomy places the organism in Eukaryota, Fungi, Ascomycota, Dothideomycetes, Venturiales, Sympoventuriaceae. The record is from RefSeq and is a predicted model, not a curated record. Bases 356 to 1072 code for a protein of 238 amino acids.